CACUGAGCUUAUGCAACCCCCCACACACCCACCGCCUUGCAGUACUCUCUCUCCGGGCGGUAGAGGGCGCUGCAGGUCCUGGUGGCGAAUCGUCAGCGGCGGUAUCUCCUCUCAUGCUGACCCGCAUUCACCCAUACUGUACAGGCAGAGAGGGAAGGGGGAGGACCGAGCGCGGAGAGCUAACAACCGCUGCACACUUCCCCCGCAGACAGACCGUGCGUGGCCGUGGCUUUGGCAGUCCCGGGGCAGACAUGACUAUCCCGUCUCUACUCCACCUGAAAGCGGACUGAGAGAGGGGCUACCACCGGGGAAGAAGGCACCGGCAGCGACGCCGUUUGACACGAGUUAUUGCAUAGAGGACGACGCUCUGCCAUUAGAUGAUUGUGUCAGUGAAGACGACGUAAGAAGACCGGCCUCUGUCUUCAAAGCACCAGGUGGAGCGCCCUGAAGAAACCUACCUGUGUAAGUGAAGGGGGCGGAGCCAAGCAGCAACCUUUUUUUUUUUUUUGUCCUGAUGGACACUGGACAGCCACCAGCAUUUUUCUUUUUCAAAAGACAUAAGAUAGGAAUCAAGUCUACUCAAGACUGAUACUGCACAGUUUUACCUCUUGCCGUCCUCUCCUCUCACUCUGAUCCGAUCAGAGGAAAACCUCUUCAGACCAUCUACCUCCCAGAGAACCAGGAACACAAAACUGUUUGCUCUCAGUUCCUCAGUUCCGUCUUCUCUUCAUGCAACAUUUCUCCAUUUACCUCAGGGAUCUUCUCCCACUGUCUACCUCCUCCACCAAAACAGCCAACCCACUGACUUUGGAACACGGCGCGAAAACACACCUGUUUGUGACCUUUCGCUGCUGUUACCGUGACGACCUGUAUUGCCUCUCAAGCGCUAACCCGCUGCAGCUGUGACAACCAGCGAUGACCUUGGACCUCUUACCUCCUGCCAGCUUGGAUCUGCUCACUGCAUGAAUUGUGCCGAUGCUACAAUUGUAGCCUGGACCUCUGGCAAGUUAUCACUGGAAGGACACACUCAUACCCUCAUUCCCCGUCUUUUACAGUCUACCUGGCAACUAUAUACCUCAGCAGAUACAGUGUAGAAACUUUUUUUAGUCAGAGGGAGCAGAAAGGGAACUUUUCCGUGUCAAAAAUCCACUUCCCUGGUUGCUCGUUCGAACCCAGCAGGUCACAACGAGACGACAACUCACUCCAGGAUCUUCCACUUGCCUUGGAGGCAGGAGUAUAGCAACAGUAUCCAGGAAGGCCUCCCAGAGAAGCGAGAGGGUUUGUGAGCAUCACCUGGAUUCUCUUUCCCACAAAGUCACAUCACACAUGCACCUCGUAGUGUAAGCGGUAGCGUCGUUGGGAGAGGAGAUCACAGAAGAGACUCAGAAGUUCCCCCUGCUUUGUGCUUCCUCUUCACCAUGUGAAGCCUCCAGAGAAAUAAAGCUACCCACAGUGCAGGAGAAGUUCUCAUUAGCUUUCCUUGCUCAGGAGACGCAACUACAAAGACUGAAGCACUUCGUCGCAGAUUUAACUGUUUAACCUUCGGAGAAGUACAACAACAAAAAAAGUGAACAGAGCAAAUCCAUAUUCUGUGACGGCGGAGAGCGAGAGAAGGAGGGAAAAGCAUUUGGGAGUGAAGAGAAAAAUGCAGCGCUGUCUCUGGCCUCCACCGACGCCCCGCCCACUAUGCUCCUCCUAGAUUCCCCUCUCUAUUGAAGGCGCCGGCGGCGAAUGCUGAGCAGGCUGGCGAGAUUACGGUCCGCCUCAUUGUCCUGUGAUUGGCCGCUGGACCGCGCCGAGGUUAAACCGAGCCAAUGUCCAACAAGCAGGAUAGCAACUCGUCUGAGGGGGACGAUAAAGGGUGGCCAGAUGUGCCAAAGAGAAAGAGGAAGAACAGCCAGUGUUCGGUGAAGAGCAUGUCUGCUCUUAGCGUCUCUGUUCCAGGGUACAUCCCCAGCUACCUGGAGAAGGACGAGCCGUGUGUGGUGUGCGGGGACAAGGCCACUGGCUACCACUACCGCUGCAUCACCUGCGAGGGAUGCAAGGGUUUCUUCCGAAGAACCAUCCAGAAAAACCUCCACCCAUCAUACUCCUGUAAAUAUGAAGGCUGCUGCAUUAUUGACAAGAUCACCCGCAACCAGUGUCAGCUGUGCCGCUUUAAGAAGUGCAUCUCUGUGGGCAUGGCCAUGGACUUGGUGCUGGAUGAGGCCAAGCGAGUGGCCAAGCGGCGUCUGAUCGAGGAAAACCGAGAGAAAAGGAAGAAGGAGGAGAUGGUUCGGACGCUGCAGGUGAGGCCAGAGCCGGACACAGCGGAGUGGGAGCUGAUCAGGAUGGUGACCGAGGCCCACCGGCACACCAACGCCCAGGGAUCCAGCUGGAAACAGAAGCGCAAGUUCAUGCCGGAUGAUAUCGGCCAAGGUCCGAUGGUUCCCACCUCCGAUGGUGAUAAAGUGGACCUGGAAGCUUUCAGUGAGUUCACCAAGAUAAUGACACCCGCCAUCACACGUGUCGUUGACUUUGCCAAGAAAUUGCCCAUGUUCUCAGAGCUGCCUUGUGAAGACCAGAUCAUCUUGCUGAAAGGCUGCUGCAUGGAGAUCAUGUCACUGCGCGCCGCCGUGCGCUACGACCCAGAGAGCGAAACGCUGACGCUGAACGGUGAGAUGGCGGUGAAGCGCGAGCAGCUGAAGAACGGCGGGUUGGGAGUGGUCUCGGACGCCAUCUUUGAUUUGGGCAAGAGUCUGGCUCAGUUUAACCUGGAUGACACAGAGGUGGCUCUGAUGCAGGCUGUGCUUCUCAUGAGUUCAGACCGCUCGGGGCUGACCAGCAUGGACAAAAUUGAGCAGUGCCAAGAGGCGUACCUGCUGGCGUUCGAACACUACAUCAACCAUCGCAAGCACAACAUCCGCCACUUCUGGCCCAAGCUGCUGAUGAAGGUAACAGACCUGCGAAUGAUCGGAGCCUGCCAUGCCAGUCGCUUCCUCCACAUGAAGGUGGAGUGUCCCAGCGAACUCUUUCCCCCGCUCUUCCUUGAGGUGUUUGAGGACCAGGAAGUGUAACACAGACACAGAAGUAAAGAAAAGACAGAGAAGUAAAAGUUCUUUUUUUUUAUUCGUCUUCAGUGAGAACUGAAAACUUUGGUUCCCCCCCCGUUUUUUUUUUUUUUAUCAAAACCUACAAGACCCACCACCUACCACCAGCAAACACAUUAACAUAACCAGAGAGAAACACACUGCUACUUUUUGUCAUUUUGAGAGGUAUAUGAUACACACACGGGGGCAAAAUAGUCAGCCUUUUCACAGGGUUCAAUUCCAAACACAGUGCCAUGAAACUGCAGAAUAUCUAUAUGCAAACACAAAGUAUCAUCAACAUUUAACUCCUUUUGCACCUGUGUGGAAACAAAUAACAGCUGCACUCUGUUCCUGCAACUCAUACAAACUAAGGUUAUGGUUCUACUCCUUCCUCACACCCUUCAGUAUAGAACAGUGUAGUCCUUCUAAUCUCUGGGACCUUACCACUAGCUGCUCCUCAGAGAGCUCCACCCUGUCCACAUAGCCAGCUCUCCUGCAUCUCUUUCACUUGGACGGUGACCGACCAUCAUCUGCACGUGCAGUCCCGCCCCUUCAGUCCGCCGAGGUCACUGUGAGUGUUUGUCAACCUACCUCCCCUCACAUGCUGGACCUCUCUAUCUCCGUCUGAACAUGCACAGAACACACUCGCACACGUUUACCUCAUACCUUGUGUAACGUAUGUCCUUUUUUUUUUAUUAUUAUUAUUAUUAUUAUCAUAUGGUAGUCUAUUUAGAAACCAUCCUCAUUUGUCCAUUUACGUCUCAGCUCGUGAUAGAAGCUACAGUGGGAUUUAUUUUUACUGAAAAUAUUGUUGACACACACCUGUGUGUGUGCGUGUGUGUUUCAUAUUAAUAGUAAUAUAGUUAUAAGAUAGUAUGAUUGUAUUCCUUUCUGUAAACAUACUGUUAAGCGUAUCCUGCAGCCAAUUAGAUUAGCUUAGCACAAAGACUAGAAAUAGAGAAGGUCAUUUUAGCCUGACUAACUUCGCUUAUCUUAGAUAGUUUAUUUGUAGUACCAUCAACCUCACUUGUGAUGAGUGUUCGAAACUUAUUAAUAUAUUAGUAUAUAUAAGCCUGUGUCAGUAUAACCAAUAAUCACUGUGUUUAUUUACAUAUAUACUGUGUAUAAACAUUGAUUACACAGUGUAAGUUCAUAUGUUUACAGAAAGGAGUCUUAUAUUAACAUCUUAUAUGUUCGCCCCACUGUGCUUGGAGAUUAAAAAACUAACAGAAAGGAAACUAAAUGUCAAUAAUAGCAUAUAAUAUAAAUAAUUUAUAUAUUAUCUAGAUUAUUUAUAUCUAGAAUACCUCUUCAACACGUACCUCUUGUUUUUAUUACCUCACACACACAUAUUUCACGCAUCUUUUAUUAUAUUUUUUUUUUAUAUGUAUGACCUCGGUGGUCGUUGUGUUGCUUUUUCUCUUCCUCCUCACGAGUUAAUCACUGCUGGACUGUACCACACUUCCUGCCUUUGUGCGUGUUCAUGUCCGUGCGUCUCAAACUGUUGCCCCGCCUCCCCACCUCCCUGCUGUCCAGUGUUCGCAGAUGGUGGUGGGAGGGGAUGGCACUCACUCCUGCAGCCCCCCCCCCCGCCCUCCCGUGUCCCGCUUAAAACCGACAGAUUCUACCUCACCUCUCAUUUCUUGUCUCAGUGCAGCCGCACCUCCCGACAUAGGUGAACACACAUACGGACAACGUGCACAAAAGAGUUGCCAACAUGCACCUGUUGAGGUUGCUGCUCCACCGAUGGUGUACAACGUGUCUAUUAAAAUAGGCCGUGGAUCAACAUUUGUCAGCUGACCUGGCAGAUUCUGUCAUGUUCUCCCCCGGUCUCAUUUGUACCAUACGCCACAUGGGACCAACCAUCACUUGGGGUUAUGUUUUUUAUUCAGGUACCUUAAAUGACAAAAAGGGCGGUGGUGAGUUUGUGGUGUUGCCCGUUGAACUCAAACACGCUGGGACUCCAGUGGGAGACAUUUUGGCCAACGGACUAUGUUGGUGGUGACUGAGAGGUAAAAAAACAAAAAAAGCAAGUGAGUCAGCAGUAUUUUGCCUCUGGAUAUAGUUUCAUCUGGGCCAACGGGAGGGAAACUGUGGACGGACAACUGUGGUGGGUAACCAUGUGACUCAGGCCAAGCCAAUAGCAAACCACCACACAAAAAAAAAAGAAAGAGACCCUUUUUCUCACAUCUACAGUUCAACAAUGGAUCCUUCCCUCACCGUCACAGGAGAAAUGGACAUCAAUCAAGCCAUUUAAAAAGACUUUGUGACUGACUGUCCUAUCCCAGACACAACAUGAAACAAGCUCCACCAACCAUAUCCCGACUUGCCAUCCACUUAAAAUAACGAUCAGGUUUUUUUCUGUUGCACUAAAACCACAAUGUCUGUAUCCCUUAGUAGCUCAGAACCCUUCCUUUAUCCCCGUCCCCCACAUCUUUUCCUCUUUCUGCCUGUCUGAAGUAGUCUUAACUAUAGUUUUUUAAAAUAUGUAACACACACACACACACACACACACACAUGGAAACACACGCGGUCCUUUAUUCCAUCUCUUGAUUACCUGGACUGUGACAAUGGCCGAAAGGUGCCGCCACUCUCAGUGUUACUAAUCUAAGUUGCAGGGUAUUUAAAUAGAACAGUAAGCGCUGAUUAUACAGGGAUAUAAACACACACACACACACACACACACAGAAAAAGCAGCAGCGUGCACACACAGCAAUAUUGUGUGCAGGCACAAGCAGGAAAGUCUCACAUCCACCAAACCCUAUCCAGGUCUGCUGCGUUUGUAACGAACUCUGCUCACGAUCACUGUGAAUGAAAGCCAUGCUGCAACCAGGUCAUGGCUCCGACAGGGAAACACUGGCUUAGUAAUUCUGACAUGUCAAUGUGCCUCACAGAGGUUAGUAAUGCAAAAUAUACACUAUAUAAAUACAGAAUAAUACAAAGUAUAUACAAUAUAUAAAGGUUAUAGUCACUUUAUGUGGCAUUGGAGCGAUCAGUGGCUGAAUAUAACGCUUCCAGCUCGGUCAUGUAGCGGAUGGUGUCGGAAUUCAAGUUUACGCACCUGUAUGACUAACUGUAAAGUAAUAUUUACCAGUAGUUUUCAGCUGUUUGCCUUGUGGUGAUCGCCAACUAACCAUCCUGGUCUAGCUGCUGCUCGCAUACCUCGAGAUCACGACAAGGAGCACAAGAAUGACCCUGAAACAGAAAUGUGUGUAUGAGAGACAAAGAUGGGAUCUGGUCUCUGGUCCACACGGCUUCAUGAACUGGGAUUUGAGCUGGAAGCGCAGCCUCUUUGUACGUCUCUAUUGCUCUCUCACACUCAGCCAAAUGAUCAACGGAGAAGUCCUCCCGCUGUCCUUUUAAAAAUAAAAAAAACAAACAAAAAAAAAAAAAAGAGAACCACACCAGCACCACAGAGCACACUGCCUUCAGUUCAGUUGCACCAGCAUAGCUGAGAGACAGACCAGUAUAGUCCGUGAAACAUUCUCCUCACCAAAUAGCCAUUUUACCUGGACGUCACUGUUACUACGGUAACGCUAUGUUCAGACCUAACCAGGCAGAGUUACUACUUAAAAAUUCUGUUAACUGUGUACGUUUUAGGUUUGGACACUUUUUGCUCUUCUGUAUCCAAACUGAUACUAGAAAAAUGGAUGUUUUGCAUGGUUUAGUUGAGUAGGUGGUGCACAGGGCAGUUCUGCGACCUGUUUGUUUGUCAUGACAGUAAAGCACCGCUUGAUAAAAGCUCUUCUAAAGUCGGAUUGCUGCCCUGUCGCCUCUCGUACUUCCUCGUCAAAGAGCGAGCGAAUACUUUUCUUUAGAUAUACGUUACGUUUACAAUUCAAAAUGUGAAUUUAAUGCUAAGCUCUGCCACUGCAACAUGGAGCAAAAUUCCAACAGAUACUCUAAAACAGUUCAACAACUCUCAUGCAACUCGUUUUACCUCUUCUAUAUGAGAUAUUCCUACUAUUUUCAUUAAUUACCCAGGGAAGCAUCCUUUCUCUCCUCCUCACUUCUCUCUCACCAUCCUUUCUUCUUCUUUCCAUUCCCCCGUCAUUCCCAUUCCACUCUCUUUUUAGAACUUAAAUUCCCACUAUCCUCUUAGUAGUGUGCGCUGUCUUCUUCCCUUCCCUUCCCUCACGCACACACACAUAUACAUAUACGCGCACACACACACACACACACACACACAGACAAAAAGCUACCCUAACUCAUUCUAGCAGUCUUUGGUGGAGAAAGUCGACAAUCCCUGGAGCAAUAUGUCCACAUGUGGAAUGUAAAAUACUGACAUUGUACGAUUAAAGACACGGUGUGACGUCCCACACUUAUGUUUUAGAUGUUGUUGAUGUUACUUUAAUUGUGCACCAAGUGUAUGUUGUUCUGCUUAUUCAAGGGUGGAUGAAUUUGCUGGUGGAGUUAAAACUCCAAUCGUGUGAUAGACUGCUACUGAUAUGUCUUUUUUUUUUUCUUUUCUUUUCUUUUUUGUUGAAAACAUAGUGUGGUUGUAAAAGACUUGUUAUGUGUGAGGACUGAAAAUCCUGAGCGAUGUAAAGCAAGAGAUUUGUUUUUUGGAUGGUGAAAAGUCUGGUUUUAUAUGAUUAUGUUUGAUGUCAUUAUUAAGUUGCAUCUGAUGUUCUUGGUAAGUGAAUGUCUAUCUGUGUUGAUGCUUUACUGUGAGAAAAUGGCUGUAUAUGCACUUUUCAGACCAUCAUUAGUGCAGUGGUAGCUAGUGCUAUAACAUCACCCAAGGGUCAGGUUUUAUUUCACUUUCAGUUCAACUUGUUUAAUUCUGGUAAUAAAAAACACAAUGUUAAUUAUAAGAUUUAGGAACCGGCCCACUGGUCACAUUUCAUUGAGAGUUUUGGCACAAAAAAAUAGCUCUGUAGUGUGUAUGUUGGCACUUUAAUAUGCAUAUUUGUGAUAUAAUUAUGCACAUUAUCUUAAUUUUAUUAUAAUUGACUGGCAUAUUUAAACAGUUGCAGUUAGUUAGUUUUAUUUCUUAGCCAACUAGCUAGUUUUCAAGAUUUGAAACCUACAUUUGGGUUUUCCCGCCUUUUUUUGUCACCACUGAUGUUAUAAUGACGCUUAUAUUCUCGGUGACUGAGAAACACACCCUAACACACAUUUAGGCUCUAGAUUAUUUUUUUUUUUUAUUAUUAUUUUUUUUUCAAUUUGGCUUUGUUGCUAAUAGAGGAAAUGCAAGCUAAAUGCUAACUAGCUGACGUCUUGACAACCUAAUAACACAGUACAGCCCAGUAGAGUAUUGUCACGUCAAACACAGAAUGUGGUAGGCUAGUUUAGUUGUUAGCUGAAUUUAUCUGCUCCCACAUCUGAGUAAUUAGCAUUACACCAAAGAUUCUGAACGCAGAGAACACUCACUGCAGCUAGCUGACUAGCAUUCGGGCUAAUGUGACACAGUUUUCGCUCGCUCUCUAUAUAUAUGUAUAUAUAAAUAUAUAUAUAUAUACAUAUAUAUAGUUUUGUUGUUUGUAUUUAGUAUACAAUCGUGUAAAUUAGAAAAUUAAAUGAUUAUGUGGUUUUUCUGUUAGCACAUUUCGCAGCCAGUAUUUCGCCAGCCCAAAACCUACUUCUAUUUUUGAUAUAUUAAGCAUCACUUAUGUACAGUAAAUGUACAGUAAAUGUACAGUAAAUGCACAGCAUGCACAUUACUUAGCUCUGAUGUCUGCUGCCACUCUCAUAUUUGUUUGUUGCACCAAUGGGCUGAAAAUCCAACAAUAUGUUUCUUCUAAGGGACUGUUCAAAAAUGACUGUUGUGGUAAUGGGGGUUGAACACUAUAUUUUUUUACCUUACAGAGAAAUUAGGUACUAACUAAAGUCUUUUUUUUUCUACUUUGUUAUUUUCUUUUUCUAUCAUCUAUAAACAAGGUAAUUUAUUAAUAAAAUAUAAAUCUCCAAGAAAGCCAGACAACCCUCCCUGUAAGAAAAACCUUGCCUUUUCAGACCCCCUCCACCUCCUCAGUACAUUUUUACGGUCCCUAAAAUUCCCGGAUGUGUUUUCAAAUCUGAACUGAAAGUGAAUGAACUUGAAUCCUGCUUUCCACAGUUGCUUGGGCUGUAUCACUUUCUAAGCUGGGCGUUUGCUCUUAACCCUGAUCUGGGUCAAUGUAAAAAAAAAAAGAAGAAGAACAUUCUGAUCUUAGACCAGGGCUCAUCCUGCGAUAUAUAAAUCUGCCAUAUAUUAAUCUCAGUGUUGUAACAAGAAAUAUGCUUGUGAUGGAAGAUAAGCCUCAAGUCAUUAAGUUAUACAAUAAAAAAAAAAGAUCACAAAAUCGUAAACCAAAAAAAAAAAAAAGUACAACUGUUCAUACCUCAUCUAAUCAAUCUGUGCCAGAGGAAGGGAGGGGGAGUGGUCAGUCUCAAGCAUGGAAAUUCAGUGGUUGGCAGAAUAUGGACCUUACUGUGGUCACAGGAAGAUUAAAAACGUGGCCCCAAACUUUUUGAAUUAAAAACUGGUGGCUGGAAGAGUUUCUGUAGAGAAGGUUGAAAGUUUAGUCGCUUCUGGCCAAACCCUCUCCACAUCCCUGAAAUGAAAUACUUCACAAAAAAAAGGAAAAAAAAAAAUACAUUGAAAAUGUAAAAGUGUGCAUCAACUUGAUGAAAUGCUUACAUGAUCUGUCCAGGUUGUGAUGACAGUAUUGUUCCUCUAGAAAUCAUAACAAAAAAAAAAAAAGAAACUACAGCACUUACUAUGUUAUAUCUAUAAGCAAGUGACAGCAUGCAAUAUGAAGCCAUGCUUUGAAUAUUUACCAUCAGCUAAAAGAUAUUUAUUCCUUCUCUAUGUGUGCUCUGCCCUGACUAACAAAGAGAGGACUGACGCUUUCAUCCGGACACCAGAUGAGACGUAGUUUGGCCAAAUGAAUAAUGACGAAUGCAGCGCAAGCUUAAAUUAUCCUCUCAAAAUAAUCACCAGUGGAAAGGAAUUUCAAAAAUUGCUCCCGCUUCCCUGAAGCUCUGAAGAGAGACUUUUGUCUCUUCAAGCCUUCACAUCUCCUCAAGUGCAAAUAUGCACUUACACACUUGUAUUGAUGACCAUUGUACUUAAAUUCAGGCCAGUAAAUUGUGCCUUUAAAAGAGAGAUUCUGGACAUUUUGUCCUGGACGACUAUUCCCCUGAUACAAAAUGUCCCCUCUUUUUUUAUACUGCUGCUCCCUGCAGCUCCCCUUCCCACUGACCUAUGCAGUAAGCACACAAGUCGGCCCCAAUUAGCCAAUCAGAGUGACAUCAUUUGAGGCCCUGCGCGAGCAGUCGGCCGUUUCCUGCUUGCGAAAGCAGCCAUAAAUAUUUGGCGCAGCACAGUGUUGAAUGUAAAGCUGAGAGUGCGACGUAGUUUGAACGACCCCGGGUGGACCAUUUGACGGUGUAUUUUGAAAAAAUGCUGGUCAUGGGUUUGUAACGGGCACAGUUGUUGUUUGUCUUGAUUUCUGUGACGAAUCAUUCAUGGCACAAUCAGAGAAUGGCAUCUCAGUGGCUCAAAGCUGUUUGUGUUUGUGGCUAUGUGACAUUCAUUUUCAGCAUUAUAAAAUGAUUUGAUAUCAA
This is a messenger RNA of Solea solea (common sole), 10622 nucleotides long. Its product is annotated as thyroid hormone receptor alpha. The record is from RefSeq and is a predicted model, not a curated record. Bases 1815 to 3056 code for a protein of 413 amino acids. Gene Ontology annotation, biological process: cell differentiation; retinoic acid receptor signaling pathway; positive regulation of transcription by RNA polymerase II. NCBI's taxonomy places the organism in Eukaryota, Metazoa, Chordata, Actinopteri, Pleuronectiformes, Soleidae. The transcript is spliced from 11 exons. Gene Ontology annotation, molecular function: RNA polymerase II cis-regulatory region sequence-specific DNA binding; nuclear receptor activity; zinc ion binding.